Messenger RNA from Kickxella alabastrina, 1887 nucleotides. RefSeq lists its product as uncharacterized. The record is from RefSeq and is a predicted model, not a curated record. The transcript is spliced from 6 exons. Gene Ontology annotation, biological process: resolution of meiotic recombination intermediates; double-strand break repair; replication fork processing. Gene Ontology annotation, cellular component: Holliday junction resolvase complex; nucleus. Lineage: Eukaryota; Fungi; Kickxellomycota; Kickxellomycetes; Kickxellales; Kickxellaceae. The coding region runs from base 1 to 1887 and encodes 628 amino acids.
AUGAGCGACAACGUCAAAACCGAUAUCAUAUCACUCUCCAGCGACGACGACGACGGGAUACAUGUACACCCCGAGCCCAUCAGUGACGACAGAGACUGCAUUCACAUCACACCAAUUGAGCUCUCGCAGGCCGAGUUCUCAACACGUGUUGAGUCCUCAAUAUUAUCGCAAACACCCACUCGCAGGGAAUCUCUGAAUAUAGGCAACAUAAUUUUCACGCGUGAGGAAGCGCUGGAGCUGCCUUCGUCGCCGCCUCUGGCCGCAGCCGACGACGAAAUAGACGGCAUGAACAAAUGGCGACUACCCAAUGCAUUCAACUCGUCUCCCCCGCUGCCGCGAUUUUCAGACGACUUUGCGGAUAAUUUCGACGACAAUGAUUGUCAGAUUCUAGACGACUUUAUUGAUGCACAGGCGCAUGUCGAUGGUGCAGCGCUGAACAUGGCCACUUCGAUUUUGGGGCUUCCGUUAAUUACAUCGAAUUAUAGCGACUCUUCGGUGGCCACCGACAUUCUUAGCUCGUCAGAGAACGAGGAAAAUCAAGUACUAUAUGGCCAGCGGCGGUUCUCGCGGCGCGCAAUGUCAAUGGACGACGAGGCUCGAAUUACACAGUCAAUGUCGUUGGCCACGGACAUUGGCCGCCAAUCGAGCAGGGUUGAAAAAGAGGCUGGGCGAUGUGCACUGGCUGAAAAGCGGAUUGCAGAGAGGGCCGAGAAACGCCAGCGCAAGGAGAGAGAAAGGGAGUUUCAGCGCGGGUUGUCGAGCGUCAACAAGAAAAAGGUUGACUUUAAGGAUUUAGCCCGUGACAUGACGCUGGUUGCUGACCCCGGGCUGCUGCAGCUUCUGGGCGAGCCAAAGAGAACGGCAUCUGCCACCACUGCCAUCGAUGGCGAGGACACUAGCGAGCAUGCUGCUGCUGCUGCUAGUUUAGAAGUGAGCACGGGGGCGAGCCACCCGGUAUUUGGGCAUCUGCUCGAGGAGGGCAUUGCGUGGCGGGUUGAGCCGGCUGCCACGGCAUCGGCUGUUCAUUGGGAGAUGCGGGUUCGGCGCAAAUGGGAGAGCAGCCUCAAUCUCUAUGUGCCCUUGGCACAUCCGCGAGUGGUCAAGGUGCGCAGCGCAGCGAUGGUGGUUAUUGGCAGCAAGCGGUUUGUCGAGAUGGUGGCUGCAGACCGUAUUGCGCACAGGCUCGGGAUUUGGCGGGCGGUGCUGGCUGUCAAGCGCCUUUUUGUCGUGGUUGUUGGUCUGCAAAAGUACCUACACAAAACCGCUAAUGCAGAGACAAGGGAGUUUGCGCGCCAGAUGCGGCAGCACCUCAAGGAUGGCGGCGGCGGCAGCUCGCAGCCACUGCCUCGCCAGCAGCAGCAACAGGCAGAUUCAGCGUCUGCCGCCAUGGGUUCUUUGACCCAGAGCGAUAUUGAGGAGGCCGUGCUGCGGCUCCAUAUGACGUGUCCGUGGACAUCGUGGUUCACGCAGUGCUCUGAUACCAAGGGGCUGUCCAAACUGCUGUGGCAGGCCACGUCGGACAUCGCGCGAAGCGAGUUUUACGGCGACAAGGGCGGUGAAAACAAUAGCGAAUUUAGUUCGGGAUCUGAGACCAAUAAUGGACCCUCACCGCUGAGCUUUGUGACUUCGGAGGUGGUCAGCGGGCUGCGCGCGGCGGUGGUCCGGGCGCUGACACAGAUCCCCAAGGUCACGCAACCUGUUGCACAGAGCAUUAUAGCCAAAUACCCGACGCCCCGGCGGCUGUUUGAUGCCUGGCGGGACCUGGGUUCGGAGCCAAAGCGGGAGCUCAUGCUGGCUCAGCUCACCACGCCUGGGCACGUUAUGUCUGGGCGCAUCUACCGCUUCUUCAACGAACCCGACCCCACCCGGCCGUUUGCCGAGCUUUAG